AUUCAUAGGUCACACUGAUAAGAAUUGGUAAGGGUCAUUUCUUGACUUGCAUGAACUCAGUUUUCUUUCAGCUCACUUUUGAACAACUACGAUCAAUUACAUCAUGCAGUUCAUGGAUCUUAAUCAUAUAUUCAAAUUAGAACAAGGUAUAGGAAGAACGCUAUUCAUAUUCUUACUUUUAAGCAAUGGAAGUGUCGCGCAAAGUUUAUUUAGGUCCGGUAAAGAAUACAUAUAUUCUUACAACGCUACGUCAAGUACUGGUGUGCUAGUGCCCUCCAACGCAGCUUCUUCAUGGAGCCUCAAUGGCAAGAUUGUGAUUCAGGUGGAAGAUGACUACGUCACAGUACAGCUGCAGUCAUUGAAGACAAAAAUGUGGAAUGGGAAUAUAAAGGAAUCAAACGAAAAUAUCGAUAUUUACGAUAACGCUGUAGAACUUUUGAGGCCUUUCCGAAUGUCGUACAACAAAGGGCUCAUUGAGAACUUUAGCAUCGAAAUAGAACCGGUAUGGGCGACGAAUAUAAAACGUAGCAUAGCUGGAAUUUUACAGUUGGAUCUUUCUAACUUGGAAAAGGAAGUCGCAUUUCAUUCUAGCGAGAUAAACCAUUACGGAAAAUGUAAUAUCGAUUAUGUUGUAAGCUUGGAGGGAGAUACUCAGCGUUUGAUAAGGAAGUCGCUAGAUCCUCGGACAUGUAUUGGGCAUCCGUGUCAUAAUUGGUCCAAUGUUCCUAAAGUACAGUGUACCGACGAGGAUCAAAAUCCAGUCCUGAAAAAUAGUGAAAGAGUGUAUAAAUUAAAAACCAAUGGAUACAUUCACGAUAUACUUUCCAUUAACGCAUCCGGGAGUAUCUAUGUACAACCCUUUCAAAGCAUGGGAGAGGCGCAUUAUCAUGUUGUUCAGCAAACUAUUGAAUUAUCUUCAGUGAAGGAUAUAACGAAUAAGAUAGUUACGAAUAAUUUACGAACUAUUAUUCUUCAACAUGAGCUACCUGAAACAGAUCUCACACAGGGCAGAAGUAUUUCAGACAAAAGUUUUAUUUUUAAAUCUAUAAGUCGAUUAUUGGACCGUUUGAGCUACAGGCUCGAAAAUCCGGGUUUGGAUACCGAGAUCCAUAAUCUGCAUAACACGACGAUAUCCGUGCUUCUCUAUUAUCUCGAUAUGUUAGAUCGCGUUGAUCUGGAAAAAGCUUAUAAUCGCAUUUCGGGAACUAGUUAUAAAGAGGAAACGAUACGAAAUAUGUUUCUCGAGAUAUUGCCGCAAGUUGGGAGUAAAGAAUCCGCUCUUUUCAUAUUGGAUCUUAUUCAAAGUAACAAGGUAUCUGAUAUAUCCGCGGUUCAACUUCUCAUGCGACUACCACUUCACUUGAGAAGACCGGACGCUCAAUUAUUGGUCAGUCUGCAAUCGCUUCUUACGCUGCCGAGCAAAAUCUCCGCGGAAGUGCAAAACACCGCGAUUCUCACAUAUGGAACGUUGAUAUAUAAAACAUGUUUAGUGCAUUGCCCGUAUGAGAUGUUGGACGAUUAUGUGCGUCUCUAUCUCGACAAAUUUACUGAAAGCACUCAAUACGAACGAAAGAUGGUCUGGCUGGAAGGCUUGGCAAACAUACAGCUUGGUAGAGUAGUUGAGUUUCUGGAGCCAAUAGCUAGCGGUAACAAUGCUGAAUCGCGGCAUUUUCGGGCACUUGCAGCUUGGGCCUCUAUUCCUACAGCACCGUUGAGACCCGACGUGAUUUAUCCUGUGUACUGGCCAAUUUUGAUUAACAGAACCGAACAUUUAGAGAUGAGAAUCGCUGCGUUAACUUUACUCAUCGUGUCUAGCCCUACACCUAAUAGAUUAAUAUCCCUGUAUUGGUACAUGCAAAGUGAGCCCAAUCAGCACUUGUACAAUUACUUUUAUACAAUGUUAAAAUCUAUGGAACGUACCACUUAUCCUUGUUACAAGCACAUAGGCAGAAUCGCGGCGCAAUUCAGUCGCAUACUUAGAAAACCGUCAAAUAGCGAAUAUCUCAUUACCGGUAACUAUCUGGUUGAUUAUCAAGAUUCAUUGAGGAGAUUUGGUGCCAUAUUGCAAGGCAUUAUCAUAGCCAAUCCUUCUACGAAUAUUCCUGAAGUAAUUUACGUAACUUUAAAUAAUUAUGGCAGCGGAACACAUAUUAACCAUCUAUCUUUGUACAUCAAAGCGGAAGGUGUUUUCCACUCAUUAGCGACCUCCUUCGACAAUCCAACAAACAUAAAAGAUAUUCUCAAAAAGUUCAAAUUAGAUGAACGAAAGAAAAACUCUGUGCAUUUAGAAAUAAUUGCACGUAUUCAAGAAAAAACAGUAUUGUGCGUUCACUGGAAUGAGACAAAGAUAGUUGAGGGGUUGAAAUAUUUGUCUUCUUUAUGGAGUGAUUUAUAUUAUAUGUAUUAUAACAUGGAAUUUCAUGUUAAUCAACAACGAAUAAAUGUGCCAUUAACAAUAGAAUCGAUCCAAGCCACCGAUCUCGGUACUAACGUUAGACUUGCGAUGAUGGCAACGUCUUUGUUUUCAAUGAGAGGAAAUUUUACACGCGACUUUCCUAUACGAAAUAAUCAUGUUAUUUUACGCACAUCUGUUCAUGGCAUUGAAACGAUAGAGAAUUACAAUCCAUUGGUUGAUUUGUGGCAUAGUGCUGAAAGAGUUCAGUCGUUACAUGGAUAUCUUCCUAUUAACAUUACAAUCGGAUUAGAACAACGGCCAUUUAUUUCAUACAAUGCUCUAGGAGAACAUCUUAAGACAGGAAUUACAGCACAUGUUAAAACGCUUACAAGCAUUAGAGGUGCAAAUGUUAAAUCGAAGUUGGAGCGAGCUUGUCAUUCGUGUUCUAUAUCAUAUACAGUUUUAAAAUCGUUUAGUUCUAAUCUGCAAACAGUGAAUGUUCUCAACAUUGAACUUCCUGAAUUAGGUGGUCGGCUAAAAGUGAAUAUAUUUGAUUGCGAAAGCACAAUGCUGUAUGAAACAUUAACUGACGAAAUUUGGUUCUCUCAUCAAAGUAAUUACCUAACCUGGCCAAGUAUGAAAUUUGUUUUAAUUGGACUACAUUUCUUGGAUUACCUUACUUACAUGUCACCAAGAGGCAGCUGUGGAAUAGCUGCAUAUGUCGAGGCAGUUAAAUCGGAACCAUCGCAGACCAAAUUGGAAUACUUGCAAAGUGAAAAUCGCCAUAUUUUAUCCUUGACACAUCACAACUUACAAUCUUCGCAAAUUGUUCAUCAAUGGUUUUUGGCUACAUUAUACGAAAGCACUAGUUGGCUGUCAGAUGUUGUUAAAAUCAAAGCGUCCAAGAUCGUCCCUGGUGCACGCAUAUUUAAGUUUUGUGUUGAGAUCGAGAGACAUGUGCCAUGGCAAUGGGAGUUCUUGAGCAAAGAACCGAGCGACUCGUCUCGCAUUAAAUUAAAUAUCAUUUGGGGAUUGUCCGAUUCCGUGAAAGGAAAAUGUAGCGGAUCUUCUAUAUCGAUAAACUUAAUUGGCGAAAUUAGUAACGAGCAGCUCGAGCAGAGCAAAGAGGCGAACUGGCCUUAUGGCGAAUGUACAAAAGAAUCUAUUGGAAAAAUAUUCGUUCCUUACACAAAUUCUUGUUACGAAGCGUCAAGAGAAUUGUCAACCUUACGGAAAUAUACAAUCUCGGCGCAUUAUGAAAACUUACCAGAGAGUUUGUCCAAAUUAGUCUGGAAAAUGUACGCUUUCUAUGAUUUGAUCGGUGGAAACAGCAGUAAUGCGAGAAAGUCUGAUGAGAUUGCGAUAACAGCAAUAUUUCCGAAAGAAUCAAAUGUUGGUGAAUUGCAACUUAACGGAGACAAAAUUGCUAUCGAAUACAAUUCGCGCUAUAUUGAUUCUUUUCUGAUCCGAACAAGAAUUCAUAAAUACAUGGAAAUGCUUUUAUUUAGAAUGUUUUCUAGCACGUGUAUCGUAACGUCAAAUUCCAUAAAAUCCGGGUACAAUAUGGUUUAUACUUUCGCUGAAAAUAGCGAAGUGAUAUUAUUGGGGCAAUGCUAUGAUGAGAAUCCUAGACUCGCGUUAACCGCAGCCAAUAGCAUGCAUGGGAUCAACGUUAAUUUGACUGAUGAAUCGGGAAUUAUACGGAUUGUAGCCGAUAUGGGUAGAGGAACCCUAUAUAAUGCUACAUCAUCGAUAAAAUUGCAAUCUGAUUAUGUAUUUCAUACAUUAGGAACUAAAAUGAUGAAAACGGGUGGUAAGGCAAUUGAUAUCUUGCUACCUAAUAUUCUUCUGUAUAUUCAUUGGACACAAGAGCAAAUUUUACUUUUUUUUCCCAAUCAUGUGCUAGACUUUAGCUGUGGAAUAUGCACGCUCGACCAUUCCAAUGUCGACAGAUUAUAUGAGAAAUUGUGAUUUAAUCUAUAAAACAUGAAAAUCCGAUGUUAAAAUGUUGCGGAAUAAAAUACAACAGUUUUUUAUUUGUUCUUAUUUAAUAUAUAUCUGAUGAAUGGUAUAAUGUACACAAGAAAAGGAUAUUUGUAUAAUAGUUAUAUUGUGACUAGGAUUUUCGGCCGUUAUUGCGUUAUUAUGGUUAGGAUUUUAGUCGAAAUCGAUUGAUCGAUCAAUAUCUGAUAUUUCCACGCGUCAAUCCCAUUAUUAUCAAUAAUGAUUGCUAACUAUUUGAUAAUAUAAAGCUGAAAAUCUAAGCCAUAUACAUAAUUAUAUGCUAUUGUAAUAUUUCUCAUUUUUUUCUAUCAUAAAAUAUAUAAACUUUAGCAAAUAA
Cataglyphis hispanica is the source of this 4736-nucleotide messenger RNA. RefSeq lists its product as uncharacterized. The coding region runs from base 104 to 4366 and encodes 1420 amino acids. Gene Ontology annotation, biological process: lipid transport. The record is from RefSeq and is a predicted model, not a curated record. NCBI's taxonomy places the organism in Eukaryota, Metazoa, Arthropoda, Insecta, Hymenoptera, Formicidae. The transcript is spliced from 23 exons. Gene Ontology annotation, molecular function: lipid carrier activity.